Molecule: messenger RNA, 6452 nt
Organism: Amphiprion ocellaris (clown anemonefish)
Lineage: Eukaryota; Metazoa; Chordata; Actinopteri; Pomacentridae
Product: ATP-binding cassette sub-family C member 4-like
Exons: 31
Coding region: 87-4019 (1310 amino acids)
Biological process (GO): transmembrane transport
Cellular component (GO): plasma membrane
Molecular function (GO): ATP hydrolysis activity; ABC-type transporter activity; ATP binding
Source: RefSeq, a predicted model, not a curated record
GCAGUCUAGUCUGAGUGCACUAAUGCGUCCGAACACUUUGUGUCUUCUGCACCGGUGCAACGCGCCCACCUGAUGCUGUGUUAAUCAUGGAGGUGACAAAGAGAGACAGCAGACAUAAUCCGCUGGCAAAUGCCAGGAUUCUCUCCCGGGUCUUUUUAUGCUGGUUAACCCCCUUGCUGCACCUUGGCUAUAAACGGAGGCUUGAGGAAAGUGACAUGUACAGGGUUCUUCCAGAGGAUCGGUCUGAAACCCUGGGAAAGGAGCUGCAGAGAUUUUGGGACCAUGAAGUUAAAAAGGCAACAAAGGAACUUGAGAAGCCAAAACUCACCAGAGUUCUUAUUAAGUGCUAUGGGAAAUCCUAUGCAUUAGCUGGGCUGUUUGUAUUUUCUCAGGAGGCAAUAAAAGUGAUCCAGCCACUUCUUCUGGGGAAAAUAAUCCUGUACUUUGAGAAUGAUCAUCCAGACGACCAGAGAAGUCUUUACAUGGCAUAUGGUUAUGCUGCUGCGAUGUCCAUCUCCACGUUUGCUCUCGCUAUUCUCCAACAUCUCUACUUCUAUCAUGUCCAAAGAACAGGCAUGAAGAUUAGAGUGGCCAUGUGCCACAUGAUUUACAGAAAGGCUCUUGGUCUCAACUGUGAAUCCAUGGGACGAACAACCACUGGACAAAUAGUGAACCUCCUUUCAAAUGAUGUCAAUCGUUUUGAUGAGGUUACAGCCAAUCUGCACUACCUGUGGGUGGGCCCUCUACAAGCAGUAGUCAUCAUCGUUCUCCUUUGGGAAGAGAUCGGCCCAUCAUGUCUAGCAGGUGUGGCAGUCAUUGCACUCAUGAUGCCUCUACAGACUUGGUUUGGAAAACUGUUUGGUAUCUUCAGGAGCAAAACAGCGGUUCUUACUGACAGUAGAAUCCGUAUCAUGAACGAAGUGGUGUCUGGCAUCAGGAUCAUCAAGAUGUAUGCCUGGGAGAAACCCUUCUCAGCUCUGGUUGCUGAAGUGAGACGGAAAGAAGUCAGUCAGAUACUGAAGAGCUCCUACCUACGAGGACUCAACAUGGCCUCCUUCUUUGCCAGCAGCAAGAUCAUUGUCUUUGUCACCUUUACUGCCUUCGCUCUCCUGGGAAACUCCAUCACUGCCAGCAGCGUGUUUGUCACUGUGUCUCUUUAUGGUACAAUUAAGCUCACAGUCACUCUGUUCUUUCCUCUGGCCAUUGAGAAGUUGUCAGAAACAGUUGUGAGUCUUCACAGGAUUGAGAAUUUCCUCCUGCUGGAAGAGGUGAAGAGGGAAAACUCUGAGGUGCCACUGGGGGAGAAGAGGGAAAACUCUAUUGUGAUUGAGAAUCUGACCUGCUACUGGGAUCAGACUUUGGAUGCACCAUCUCUGCAGAAUGUCUCUUUCACAGCAAAGUCCCACCAACUUCUGGCUGUAAUUGGACCAGUAGGAUCUGGAAAGUCAUCCCUGCUGAGCGCCAUCCUGGGAGAGCUGCCUCAUGACACUGGGACACUGAAGGUUGAAGGUAGUCUGAGCUACGCAUCCCAGCAGCCCUGGGUGUUCCCUGGAACCAUCCGCAGCAACAUCCUGUUUGGGAGAGAACUGAACCUCAAGAAGUACGAGAGAGUCCUCAGAGCCUGUGCUCUGAAGAAGGACCUGGAGCUGCUCCCAGAUGGAGAUUUGACGCUGAUCUGUGACAGAGGAGCCACACUCAGCGGGGGACAGAAAGCUCGCAUCAACCUGGCCAGGGCUGUGUAUGAGGAGGCAGACAUCUACCUCCUGGAUGAUCCUUUAAGUGCCGUGGAUGCAGAAGUUGGAAAACAUAUUUUUGAACAGUGUAUCUGUGGCCUGCUGAAGAACAAGUGUCGUGUCCUGGUCACCCACCAGCUGCAGCAUCUGACGGCAGCUGACCACAUUUUGGCCCUUAAGGAGGGUCAUAUCAUGGGCCAGGGAACCUACAGUGAGCUUCAGUGUUCUGGCCUGGACGUGGUGUCCUUGCUGAGAAUUGAGGAGGAACAAGACCGAACUCGAUCAGCUGAUCCGGAAAAGCUGUCUUUAAUCAGCCAGAGGACAAAUCACUCACACAGUUCACAGUGUUCUUAUAGCAGCCUCCUGCCAGCAGAGAGCAACAGCCCUGAGCAGCCUCCUGUUCAAACAUUUGGGGCUUUUGCAGAAGAAAGUCGAGCUGAAGGAAAUGUCAGCAGUCACAUUUAUCUUAAAUACUUUACUGCAAGCUGCAGCCUUCUGGUUUUACUGGUUAUAGUUCUGCUCAGUAUCAUCGCAGAGGCUGCCUAUAUCCUGCAGGACUGGUGGUUGGUGUACUGGGCAAGAGAAGAGUAUUCUAACAGCACAGCAACUGCUGCUGGCAGAAAGAAUGGAAAUAAUUUCACUCAGUCAGAUCGAGAGUUGAAUCUCACAUUUUAUCUUGGCAUUUAUUCAGGUUUGACAGCAGCUGCCGUGGUCUUAAGUUAUGCCCGGAGUUUAAUCAUAUUUCGCGGGUUGGUGAUAUCAGCUCAGAUUCUGCACAACCGCAUGUUCAGUUCGGUUGUUCACACACCCAUUCACUUUUUUGAUGUGAACCCCAUAGGAAGAAUUCUCAACAGGUUCUCCAAAGACAUCAGCCAAGUGGACUCCUUGCUGCCCAUCACAUUUGUGGACUUUUAUCAAUUAAUUCUACAGAAUGCUGGUGUGGUCGCUGUGGCAACCGCCAUCAUUCCUCUCGUCCUCAUCCCUGUUGGUGUUCUGCUUAUAAUCUUUCUGUACUUGAGACGCUUCUACCUCAGUACAUCACGUGAUAUCAAACGUCUUGAGUCAACAACCCGGAGUCCAGUCUUCUCCCACCUGUCUUCAUCUCUUCAGGGUCUGUGGACGAUCCGAGCUUUCAGGGCUCAGGAGAGACUAAAGAAAACCUUUGAUGCUCAUCAGGACCUGCACUCAGAGGCAUGGUUUUUGGUCCUGAUGACCUCACGCUGGUUUUCACUUUGCCUUGACAGCAUUUGCUCCAUGUUUGUCUUCUUUACAACAUUUGGCUGCAUUUUUCUAAGAGAUGGCCUGGAGGCUGGAGAGGUGGGCCUGGUGCUGACCUAUGCUUUGACACUAGUGGGAAACUUCCAGUGGACAAUGAGACAAAGUGCCGAGGUGGAGAACAUGAUGACAUCUGUGGAGAGGGUGGUGGAGUACACAGAGCUGAAAAGCGAAGCACCCUGGGAAACCCAGAGGCGUCCUCCUCCUGACUGGCCAAGCAAAGGUCUGGUGACUUUUGAGCAGGUCAGCUUGUCCUACAGCACAGACGGCCCCAUCAUCCUGAAAGACAUCAGCGCCACCUUUGAACCCAACGAGAAGGUCGGUAUUGUGGGCAGAACAGGUGCCGGGAAAAGCUCCCUGAUCUCGGCUCUGUUCCGCCUGGCAGAACCUCAGGGAAAGAUCUCCAUCGACGGCGUUGUGACCUCUGAGAUCGGCCUCCACGACCUGCGCAAGAGGAUGUCCAUCAUUCCUCAGGACCCGGUGCUAUUUGCUGACACUGUGAGGAAAAACCUGGACCCUUUCAACCAGCACAGCGAUGAAGACCUGUGGAAAGCUCUGGAAGAGGUGCAGCUGAAGUCCGUGGUGGAGGAGCUGCCCGGUAAGUUGGAGACGGUUCUGGCCGAGUCGGGCUCCAACUUCAGCGUGGGUCAGAGGCAGCUGGUGUGUUUGGCCAGAGCCAUCCUGAGGAAGAACUGCAUCCUCAUCAUCGACGAGGCCACGGCCAACGUGGACCCCAGGACAGACGAGUUGAUCCAGAAAGCCAUCCGGGACAAGUUCAGAGAAUGCACUGUGCUCACCAUCGCUCACCGCCUCAACACCAUCAUAGACAGCGACCGCAUUCUGGUGCUGGACGGUGGCACCAUCCAGGAGUUAGACCGACCUUUCACCCUGCUGCAAAACAAAGAGGGCGCUCUGUACAAGAUGGUGCAGCAGCUGGGCCAGACGGAGGCAGCAGCCCUGCUGGAGGCGGCCAGACAGGCAACGGAGAAAACAGCAGUCCUGACAACUUGAGGCCUGGGGGCACAAUUGUGACAGGCUGGACUCCAGAUGUAAGUAGUGACUGAGAAACCUGAGGCCUUCCAAGAAGAUGGCACUGCUGCCAGCAUUUAUUUAUCAGUCACUGAUUUUAAAGGCUAAAUAAUCCUGCUCCAGUGACAAAGUGAACUUGUUAAUUAUAGAAAACUGGGUGUUUUGUUGUAUUCAAAGGUUGUUCAAAAGGUGAAAGUUUGGGUCAUUUUUUGUAUGUCUUUGUGAUUAUAGUGAUCCAAAGAUCAAAAAGUGUUUGUUCAAUUCAUCUUUUAUAUAGAAUUUGACAAAACAAAUGUACAAAUUGGCAGUUAAUAUGACAAAUGUUAAGACAUCAAAGUCAUUGAGCCAAGUCCACAUCAUCUGUAGCAGCUCUGUUUAAUUUUGUUUCUCUCUGUAAAGUCUAAAAUCAGUGGAGUGGAUAUAAAAGGUAUCUGUUGUAAAAUGUCCUUUUUAGACUGUUCCUAAAGUCUGCAAAAUUUGUAUAAAGAUUGGUCGAUUAGUCAAGGUAAUUUGAAAGCAAUUUAACAGGAUAAAUAUGAAGCAAUAGAUAAUAAAUAUUGGUCUGCAUCAACAGUUUUUACACCAGUGAUUUUCAGUCUGUGUGAGCUUGAGCAAACAGCAUUAAAUGUACAUGUUUGGCUCAUUUUGAGGCUACAGCGUUCCAGUAGGUCCUGCGUUCCAGUCUCGUCACCAGCUGCAGCGGGUGGGUGGGUGCUUUCAUCGGCGGCUGCAGUGCCAGUGCACACGCUCAGGCACUUUGUUGAGGCUUCUGGCAUAGCAGUGACUCUUCCUCAAAGAUAACCAAGUUACCGUCGGCUGUUUGUGCACAGUCAUUUGACACAUUGGCACGGCUUCGGCUCAAGUAACCCUGAAAAGACAAUUUGUAAAUUUAGUUUGACCUAAGGUAAUGAGAAAAGCUUUUGACUUGUGUUUAGGUAUUUUUAAAGGUGGAACUUGCCUGCCGAGCUGCUGUUUGCCCCUCUGCUUUUCUGCUCGACCAUUUUCUAAAAGAUCCCGUCUGAGCAAGUUAGAGCAAGUUGAGACCUAAAACAUACAGUCGGGUCCAUAAGUCUUUGGACACUGACACAGUUGUCAGAAUUUGGGCUCUGUACACCACCACAAAGGAUUAGAAAUGAAACAAUGAAGAUGUGCUUUAAGUGCCAACUUUCAGCUUUAAAUUGAGGGUAUUUGCACCCAAGUCAGGUGUAUGGUGGAGGAAUGACAUCACAUUUUAGAUGUGCACUCCAUGUUUGUAAGGUAUCAAAAGUAACUGGACAAACUCCUUUUCAGUCAGUGACAGCCUGGAGUCCUCAGACAUCACUGGACGCUGGGUUUGGUCGCUGGUGAUGCUCUGCCAGGCCUCUACUGCUGCCGUCUUUAGUUCCUGCUCCGUCUCCUCUGCUCUCCAAUGACACAAAUAUUCAUUCUCACAAAAUCUGCUGCCUCACUUUUUUAUAUGGCAAUUUGCAUAGACUCCACAAUGUUCACAAGAGUGAUCGGAUCCAUUGCAAUCCACUGCAAAGUCCAUCUUUGACAUCAAAGCAAACUUAAUCCCACUUGAAACGUUUCCACUGCAUUUCAGCCCUGCUACAAAAGGACCAGCUGUCAGUGAUUCUGCUGUUGACAGAAGUCACGGUGUUGACAAGGACGAGGCUGGACAGAGUUAGAAUGACAGACUGGAAGCUGGUGCUUGGAAUCAUUGUUCUUCCUCUGUGAACCAUGGUGACAUGCAAGAAAACACAUGCAGGGAUCAUUGCUUUGCACAAAAAGGGCUUCAGGCAAAGAUAUUGCUGCUAGUAAGAUUAUCAGAUCAUCAACAACUUCAAGGUUUGCACUCAGUGAAGCGAAAACUUUUGAAGGAUGGCCUGGUGUCAACAAGGGCAGCAAAGAAGCCACUUUUCUCCAGUGUAAACAUCAGAGUCACCCUGAUGGUGAGGUGUAAUUCCUUCUUUUGGAAUUACACCUGGUAGUGUUGGCUAACAGCUCUCCUACUUUUAAAUGUGCCAAAAAAAUGAAAGUUGGCACAGCAGAACUUACCUCAAGCUACACAAGAAGCAACCCGUCUAUGUUUUAGGCGGUUUAAGGCGAUUUUGAUAAUUGCUUUUAAAGUUCUUCAGGGCCAUGGUCCUGGUUACAUUUGUUACAUUUCAUUACGACCUUAAGCACCAGUAUGCACUUUGAGAUCCUCAGGCAGAGGUUUCAUUUGUUUCAGACACCCAAAGCAAUCAAGCAAUCAGUCGAGUCACUCUUCUUCUUCUUUCAAGUCUCUUCUUGAUUUAUACUUUUAUCAGAGCCUUUCCUAAUUUUAUUUGACUUUUAUACGCCAUGAUACGCUUUUGUCUCUCUCAAAAUUCUUCAUAUUUUAACUUGUAAACUUUGAUAAGUGCUCUAUAAAUAAAGAUAAGUCAUAUUACA